UUCCCCGCUCACCACUACCCCGAGGUCUCGCAGCCUGGGCUGGGCGGUAGUUUGGCCUCUCUCUGAUCCUACCUCUGCUGCAGCCUUGUUGCCUCACCUCUUUCACCUGGCGAGCUUCGGCGAGGGCUCGAGGUGUGGCGGCGGCAGCAGGGGCGGCGAAAUGGAGUUUGGGGCUGGCGGCCGAAACUGUGUUCACGGACACGGGGCAGAAUCCCCGAGCAUUCCUUCGCCCCGGGAUCAGGAGCGGAAGCUGGAGCAGGAGAAGCUGUCCGGGGUGGUAAAGAGCGUCCACCGGCGGCUCCGCAAGAAGUACCGGGAAGUGGGAGAUUUUGAUAAGAUCUGGAGAGAACAUUGUGAGGAUGAGGAAACACUUUGCGAAUAUGCUGUUGCAAUGAAAAAUUUGGCAGAUAAUCAUUGGGCAAAAAGUUGUGAAGGUGAAGGUCGUAUUGAAUGGUGUUGUAGUGUAUGCAGAGAAUAUUUCCAAAAUGGUGGGAAGAGAAAAGCACUUGAAAAAGACAAAAAAAGAACAGUACUUGCUACUAAGACCACUCCAGCCUUAAAUACACAUGAAUCUUCUAAACUUGAAGGUCAUUCAACCAACCUCAGCUUUACAAAUUCUGAAAUUAUAACUGAGUUGCUACAAACCUCAGGAAAAAUCAGAUUACUUGAUGUUGGCAGCUGCUUUAACCCAUUUAUGAAGUUUGAAGAAUUUCUAACUGUUGGCAUAGACAUUGUACCUGCUGUAGAGAGUGUAUAUAAAUGCGACUUCCUGAACUUGCAGCUUCAGCAACCACUCCAACUUGCACAGGAUGCUAUAGAUGCCUUUUUGAAGCAGCUGAAAAACCCCAUUGAUUCUCUUCCUGGAGAACUUUUUCAUGUGGUUGUUUUCUCUCUCCUUCUUUCUUAUUUUCCAUCACCUUACCAGAGAUGGAUUUGCUGCAAGAAAGCCCAUGAAUUGUUAGUGUUAAAUGGUUUAUUGCUUAUCAUCACACCUGAUUCCUCCCAUCAGAAUCGUCAUGCAAUGAUGAUGAAAAGCUGGAAGAUUGCUAUAGAGUCCCUGGGCUUUAAACGUUUCAAGUAUUCAAAAUUUUCACACAUGCAUCUGAUGGCAUUUAGAAAAAUAUCCUUAAAAACUACAAGUGACUUGGUUAGUAGAAACUACCCAGGGAUGUUAUAUAUUCCUCAAGAUUUCAAUAGUAUAGAAGAGGAGGAAUACUCUAACCCUUCCUGCUAUGUUCGAUCAGAUAUGGAAGAUGAACAACUGGCAUAUGGUUUUACAGAGCUCCCUGAUGCUCCAUAUGACUCAGAUUCUGGAGAAAGUCAAGCCAGCUCUGUUCCUUUCUAUGAGCUAGAAGAUCCCAUAUUACUUUUAAGUUAAUAUAAAAGCAAAGGCCCUUUCAGUCCAAACUCCUAAACUAAUUACUUAACACUAAUCAGAAAUACUACCGUGAACUCAGUACGAUUUGCAUAGAAGAAAUGCAAAGGUUGACAGAGUUUGCUAUUUUUUUCUAUUUCUGAAUUUUAAAAUGUAUUCUUAUAUAGAAAGGUUCAAGUAUCAUGCAGACUGACCUUUGUCAUAGCAGAAACCACUGUUUCAUUAGCAUUUAACACUCAGAUACCAUUGAGAGAUACCUUUAUGUCUUUAGUGUCAUUGUAAAAAAUGAAGCAUAAUUAGCUAUGUAUUUUUUCCUCUUUUCAAUGUUGACUUUAAACCAUUGCAGUGAGAAACUAAGAUAUGUAAAAGCUGUAGAUUGUAUUUUGAUGGUUAACAAGUUAAACGUAUCACAAAGAUAGAUUGGUUGAGUUGUUUUGUGAUAUACUUACUCUUUUCUAACUAAAGUGUUAUCGUUUACAGAAAGCCAUUUUCUGUUUAGUUUUGUCUGAUGAUCCAACAUUUCCUGAACUUUUUUGAAACUAAUGGUAGUUUUUUUCUUUGUUCUUGUUUAUUUGGCAACAUCAGACAUUGGGGGAGAGACUUCCCCAAACGUGUAUAAUAUAAUUUGAUUAGCACAGUGCAAAAAUCACCAUUGCCAAAGUAUUCAAUAGAAUUUGUAUGUCUUUCUUGUGGAUUGGGCUUUGGUGUUGAAUAUAUUUAACUAUGGGAGUGUACUUUAUUAAAUUUAGAAUUUAUUUACAAGUUUUUCUCUUUAAGCAAGGAACAAUAUAAUAUUUGAUAUUGACCUAAAACACCUUUGUAAAAGUGUUUGCACUUGUAAAAGAGCUUAUAUUUUAUCUAGGUCAACUGUUGUAAUGGGUCCUUGCCUUUCCAUUAGGAAGAUGCUGCACUACAAAUGUAAAAUUGUAUAGAAAAAAGUUAAAAUUAACCCUCUGCUGGUAGUCUCAUAAAAUGAUUUUGAGCUUUUGGUAUUCUUCUAUCUAAAUCCUAGGUACAGAUUUUUUUUGAAAAUAUAAAUCAUUAGUUGACUGCUGGAAUUUUCCCUUUCCACAUUGAUAAAUAUCUUUCUGUUUCUGAAUCAGAAACAAAUGAUUAAGGAGAAAUAUAUGCCCAAACAAGACAAAAUUGAGUUUAGAUAGAUAAGAAGAUUUAGUCCAUGGUGUCUUACCAGCCAGAAAUUGUCAUGUAAAUUAUCAUUUUUAAGAGCGCCACUGUGUGGAAUUUUUCAAGUUGUUUUUACAUUAAAAUUACCUCAUACUGAGGUUUUUGCACUGAAAUAUCAGUUUCAGAUUUUAUGCUUAAUGUACCUGUGUGUGUGUUUAAAGGAAGUAUUUUCAAUAGUUGAUCCUAAAUUUCAUAAACUCUGCUAAAACUGAUGUUUUGUGCUUAGUGUGAAUUGCUGUAGUUAACUCAGAAUGUCAGAAUUUAUUUGGAAAUACAAAACAUAUCCUUUAAGAUAUAAAUGUUUGAGUGUACCUGAUAUUUCAAAUUAAAUUUCACAUUCUGAAUCAAUGAAAGUAGUAAGAUUGUAAUUAACCUGAAAAGGUCAGUUAACUAAGUGCAAUAAAUAUUAGUUGUUCAAAUAUGCCAGAAGUAACUUGAAAUUUUUCUUUUACUUUCAAUAGCAUAAGAUUCUUAUAUAAGAUCGACUUUUCUUUACAAUUAUGCACUGCAGGUCAAGUUUUUCAGCUCACCCAAAAGAAGAAGAAAACAGCAUUGUGUUCAGGAUAACAAAAAAAUGUAUUCAAAUAAUACUUAUUUUACCAUACUGUUUUCUUUUUUACUUGACUAAAUACUAUCUUAAGGGCACAGGAAAAAAUAUACCAAUGAAAGUGCUUUGAAAGUAAAUGAAAACUAUGAUUUGAGAAGCUGUUGUAAGUACUACCUUGGAGUCACCCUUUGUGUUAUGGCUAAAUGUCGGUGCUAUAAAUUCUUCUGGUUGUUUACAGAUGUUGAUUCUGCUUAUGCUCCAAAGUGUGCAUGAUGUAUUUUAAGUAGUUUACAGAAAAUUUAAAACCUAUACUCCCACCUAGUAUAAAUUUGUUUGGAUUUAUAAAUAUCAUUUGUUUUGUAAGUUCAGCUUAUUCACAUUAGGUUGGCACAGGAUUUAAACUAAUAUACAUUCUACCAAAGCCAAUUCAGUGAAUUAGUUUUAAAAAUAAGUAGUCAUCUGGCAUGGUGUCAGAUUAUAUAUGUAAUGACAAGAAAAGUUAGUAGAGCCUUCUAAUACUUUAUUAGUAUGGGUACUCUUGAGAAUGAUUUCAUUUGGAUAUAGAGAAGUUAAAGGGCCUGCUGUUGCAUUCACAACAGAAUUCUCCAAAAUGAUUUGGUGUUUCAAAAACAAAUGAUCAUUUGGUUGGAUUCUUCAAAAUCAAAUGGUUUAUAUGUUAGUUGCCAAGUGGUGGGAGGUGGCAUACCUAAAAAUGUAUGUUUGUGUUUUUUGUAUUUUUUCAUAUUUUGUGAACAAAGCAUAUUCAUUAAAAAUUUUAAAUUUUCAA
Molecule: messenger RNA, 3894 nt
Organism: Artibeus jamaicensis (Jamaican fruit-eating bat)
Lineage: Eukaryota; Metazoa; Chordata; Mammalia; Chiroptera; Phyllostomidae
Gene: BMT2
Product: base methyltransferase of 25S rRNA 2 homolog
Exons: 5
Coding region: 161-1378 (405 amino acids)
Biological process (GO): negative regulation of TORC1 signaling
Source: RefSeq, a predicted model, not a curated record